Pararge aegeria (speckled wood butterfly) is the source of this 592-nucleotide messenger RNA. RefSeq names its product HIG1 domain family member 2A, mitochondrial. Lineage: Eukaryota; Metazoa; Arthropoda; Insecta; Lepidoptera; Nymphalidae. Bases 191 to 490 code for a protein of 99 amino acids. Gene Ontology annotation, cellular component: mitochondrion. The transcript has 3 exons. Gene Ontology annotation, biological process: mitochondrial respirasome assembly. The record is from RefSeq and is a predicted model, not a curated record.
AAUUAGUUUAUAAAGGACAUGACCAGUUUCUCCGAUUCAGUAUACUGUGCUCACUUACAUCUUUUACGGAUAAAUGUAGUUCACUACGAAAUUAAAAAAUGUUAAAUUUGUUAAAAAAAAUGUUUGUAUAUUUAUUUCGUUCCUCCAGUUACACAUUACUGCGCUCUGUCGUGUAAUUUAUGAAGUAAAAAUGGCUAAUGAAGAACCAACGGACCUUGAUUGGGUGCAAUUGCGUCGUGAUAUGGGUCCUGUGCACCAUGUCGAAACAACACAAGAAAAAUUCGUGCGAAAAUUUGGCGAGAAUCCUUUUGUACCCUUAGGCUGUCUUGCAACUGCUGGAGCAUUGUCCUAUGGAUUAUGGUGUUUCCGUACAAAGAGAUCAAAACUGUCACAGAGAAUGAUGCGGGUUAGAAUAGUGGCACAAGGAUUUACCAUCGCUGCCCUUGUUGGAGGUGUUGUGAUGGGAGCUGGGAAAUCUCUUAAGACUUGAUUUAAUUAUUUCAGGCUUAAAUGAAAAGAUUAAAAUAUAUUAUGUAAUUUGUUUAUUUUUAUUAGACUCAAAUAAAUACCUCAAGCAAGUUAAGUGUUGCUA